Messenger RNA from Vicia faba (fava bean), 651 nucleotides. Lineage: Eukaryota; Viridiplantae; Streptophyta; Magnoliopsida; Fabales; Fabaceae. The record is from the annotation of a GenBank genome assembly.
AUGUUCCAAACCAUGUCCGAUCCACCAAAUGAUUUUUUCCAAUUCUACCACCAAAGUUUCCCAAACCAACCCCCUCCUCCGAACUACACCACUAUUGCUACCAACACCACCCCCGUUACAACCUUACCCCCCGACACCAUUAACCCAACUUCACCAACAUCCGCCACCAAUCUAGGCCCAGACGGCCGUGUCUCGAAGCCUAUCCGAAGAAGAUCACGAGCCUCAAGACGAACUCCCACCACUUUACUCAACACAGACACUACCAAUUUCCGUGCCAUGGUGCAACAGUUCACCGGAGGCCCGAUUGCACCUUUUGCAGCAUCAGCAUCGUCUGCAUCACCAAAUUUCUCAACUCUGGCCGGCCUUGGUCUCGGCCCCGGCCCACGGGCUUCUUCCCACCCUAUGAAUCAAACUAUGAUCUCUCAUCAUCCUCUCUACCAACAUCCACAACAGCUUCAACAAUAUCAACAACACUACAACAACAUGUAUAGUGGCACUGGCACUGGCAACGUAGGAGGAGAUGAAAACCUGUUUUUUCAGAGACUUAUGAGCAACCCAAGACCUCCAAACAAUGAUAGUAAUAUUAAUAAUGCUGAUAUUCAUGGAGGAGUAGGAGAAGGAGGUGGUUUUUUCCCAAGCACUUCUUCUUGA